AUGGCUGAGAAAACCGAGCCACAGGGCGCUAGUGAUGAGAAGGAAUUCGUAAGGCCGCCCUUGGAUCUAUGGCAGGAUUUCAAAGAUGGUAUGCGUUUCCUUUGCUUCAAUCCCCGAGGCAAUGCUGUGAUCAUGCCAUUACUGCUGGUUGUUGAGUCCCUUGCCCUCAAAAUUAUUACUGCUAAGGUACCAUACACUGAAAUAGACUACAAGGCUUACAUGGAACAGAUAGAAAUGAUUACUAUGGAUGGUGAAUUGGAUUACUCACAGAUCAGAGGAGGUACUGGACCUUUAGUCUACCCUGCUGGACACGUUCUCCUAUACAAAUUGAUGUAUAAGAUCACACAAGGUAUGAAUCUCUUGCAUGAAGGACAGAACAUCUUCAGGUACUUGUACAUCGGCACUUUAUCACUUCAGAUGAUCAUUUACUACCAACUGCAACUACCGCCCUGGUGUGUUGUGCUAGCCUGUCUAUCAAAGAGAUUACACUCGAUCUACGUCCUGAGAUUGUUCAAUGACUGCUUUACUACUUUUUUCAUGGUCUUAACCGUAGUGCUGUUGAUGCAGGCGACAAAGAGACGUAGUGCUCUUAUUUCGAUGAUUUCAUCUUUAACCUACAGCGUGGCAAUUAGUAUCAAGAUGAAUGCGUUGCUGUAUCUUCCAGCAUUCAUGGUCUCUAUCUUUUUGAUCAACGAGGGGCAAUUGACAGUAACGGCCCUUUGCGCAAUGAUAGCUGUCGCUUGGCAAGGUCUCGUCGCCCUGCAGUUUCUCAAAACAUACCCAAUGGAAUAUCUACAAUCAGCUUUCAAUUUUAGUCGGAGCUUUAUGUUCAAAUGGAGCGUAAAUUGGCAAAUGAUAGACGAAGACGGGUUCGACAGUAUAAUUUUUCACAAGUCCCUGCUAUUGAGCCAGCUCGUUGGAAUACUGGCAGUCAUAUUUUUCAGAUAUCCAUGCCUACUAAAAGAUCUACGAAAUUCAGUCAUACGUCCACUAUCAAAGUCGAUCCCAGGCGUCAAGCUGGGAGAUACCGUCCCAUAUCUCCUAGUAACGACGAACUACAUCGGGGUCAUUUUUUCGAGAUCCCUGCACUACCAAUUCCUGACGUGGUACCACUGGACAAUACCUAUUUUAAUGUACUACUCCAGGAUUCCUUGGUUCCUAGGUCCCAUCUGGUACAUUUUGCACGAAUUUUGUUGGAACUCGUACCCACCCAACGCGCAAGCUAGUACGCUUCUCUUACUGCUAAACAGUACCAUGCUCCUACUGCUGGCCAUAAACAGUCUCAAUUGCUCGAUUCACAAGAGUACUAAUCAAAAGAAAGGGCAGUAA
This is a messenger RNA of Torulaspora delbrueckii, 1329 nucleotides long. It is a transcript of the gene ALG3, whose product is annotated as dolichyl-P-Man:Man(5)GlcNAc(2)-PP-dolichol alpha-1,3-mannosyltransferase. NCBI's taxonomy places the organism in Eukaryota, Fungi, Ascomycota, Saccharomycetes, Saccharomycetales, Saccharomycetaceae. The transcript has a single exon. The record is from RefSeq and is a predicted model, not a curated record. Gene Ontology annotation, molecular function: dol-P-Man:Man(5)GlcNAc(2)-PP-Dol alpha-1,3-mannosyltransferase activity. The coding region runs from base 1 to 1329 and encodes 442 amino acids. Gene Ontology annotation, cellular component: endoplasmic reticulum.